CGAAAGUUAUUUGAUGUCGCAUUCUGUGGAGGCUGUUGAUUUUACAAAAGGGUCUAAAGGGUGUCUCAUUGGAACAGACAUUAUCUAUUAUUCACAAAUAUGAAAAAAAUUCACAUACACUUGCAUAUAGCGCGUCCUAAGAUCACCUGCUCCGCCAGGAUUGGAUAUUUAACAUGCGGGAAGAGGAGGGACGACGGAGAUACACACUCCACACUCACUCAAAGCUCGAAUCACUGUAGUAAUGUUCUCCAGUGUGUAACAGGCAGAUGGGAGAGGAAAAGUGUCGGGUCGGUCUCAUAACGAGACAUGUUACUACUGAAACCUGGAGCAAGAAGUCUUAAAGUCACAUACCUAUUUUUGACAGUCGAAUGCAUACUGUGAGAGUCCGAGUGUGGAAAAGAAAUAAGGUUGUUUUAUGAAUGACUGAAAUGAUGAAAUGAUACCAAGAGCAGUGACUUUAUCAGAGAUCAAAGAGGUAGGCGAUGAUUCAUCUCCUGUGAAUCAUUAACCCUUGUUCUGAAAAGGAGUACAAACUCAAGUUUAAAGAUGUCUGUCAGUAAUCAUGAAAACCGAAAGUCAAGGUCAAGCUCUGGGUCUAUGAACAUUCAUCUGUUCCACAAGACGUCACAUGCAGACAGUCUGCUUACUCAACUCAACCUCCUCCGCAAGCGACGGGUCUUCACCGAUGUUGUGUUGCAUGCUGGACAUCGGGCUUUCCCAUGCCAUCGGGCGGUGCUGGCCUCAUGUAGUCGCUACUUCGAGGCCAUGUUCAGUGGUGGAAUGAAAGAGAGCCGUGAUGCUGAGGUCAACUUCCAUGACUCUAUUCAUCCAGAGGUGCUGGAGCUUCUGCUAGACUAUGCCUACUCCGCCCGGGUCAUCAUUAACGAGGAAAAUGCUGAGUCUCUGCUGGAGGCCAGCGACAUGCUCCAGUUCCAUGACAUCCGAGACGCUGCUGCUGAGUUCCUGGAGAAGAACCUGCAUCCGUCCAAUUGUCUUGGGAUGAUGCUUUUGUCCGAUGCUCAUCAGUGCCAGAGAUUGUACGAGCUUUCUUGGCAUAUGUGCCUGGCGAAUUUUGCUAAUCUGUACCUCACAGAGGACUUCCUGAGCCUGCCAAAAGAUAAAGUCCAGGAGCUCAUUUUUAGCGAGGAGUUGGAGGUAGAGGAUGAAAGUAUUGUGUAUGAGGCUGUUAUUGACUGGAUAAAAGCAGAUAUCGGGAGGAGACAUCUUGAUCUCCCUGACCUUCUGCGGUGUGUUCGCCUCGCACUGCUCCCAGAGACCUACUUGCUAAAGAAUGUUGCAUCCGAGGAGCUAGUCAUGGGGCACAAGGUGGGCCGUGAGAUUGUGGAAGACGCCGUCUGUUGCAAAAUGAAGAUUCUUCAGAACGACGGAGUUGUCACAGGCCUCUGCGCCCAACCCCGGAAGGUUAGCCAAGCCCUUCUGCUUCUAGGGGGCCAAACAUUCAUGUGCGACAAAGUUUACAUGAUUGAUCACAAAACAAAGGAGAUCACACCAAAAACUGACCUCCCCAGUCCACGCAAAGAGUGUAGCGCUUGUGCCAUUGGCUGCAAAGUAUACAUUACAGGUGGACGAGGGUCUGAAAAUGGGGCUUCAAAAGAUGUUUGGGUCUAUGACACCUUGCAUGAUGAAUGGUCCAAAGCUGCUCCAAUGCUCGUUGCUAGAUUUGGACAUGGCUCAGCAGAACUUGACCACAUCUUGUAUGUUGUGGGUGGACAUACAUCCAUUGCAGGAUCAUUUCCUGCAUCCCCAUCUGUGUCACUUAAACAAGUGGAACAGUACAACCCACAGUCCAAUAAGUGGACAUUAGUAGCUCCUCUUCGAGAGGGUGUGAGCAAUGCUGCUGUUGUAGGCGCCAAAAACAAGCUCUUUGCCUUUGGCGGUACUAGUGUCAACAGGGACAAGUAUCCCAAGGUCCAGUGCUUCGACCCCUGUGAAAACAGGUGGACUGUCCCCGCCACUUGUCCUCAACUCUGGCGUUACACAGCAGCGGCGGUUGUUGGCAACCAUGUUGUUGUCAUUGGUGGUGACACCGAGUUCUCUGCGAGCUCAGCUUAUCGCUUCAACAGCGAGACAUUCCAGUGGACCAAGUUUGGGGAUGUCACUUCCAAAAGAAUCAGCUGUCAUGCAGUGGCAUCAGGGAAUCGGCUAUAUGUGGUCGGGGGCUACUUUGGGGCGCAGAGGUGUAAAACCUUGGACUGCUAUGACCCCUCUACGGACUCAUGGGACAGCAUAACUAGUGUGCCAUAUUCACUUAUCCCAACAGCGUUUAUCAGCACCUGGAAGUACCUCCCAUCUUGAAGAAAAUAUGUCCCUUAUUUGAUCUUUGCCGUUCUCUGGAAUGCAGCUGAGUGAUCCCCCAUAAGGCUUUGGAAUGUCGGGGGAGGCAAUUUUCCUACUUCACAUUCACAUGGACAUGGAAACCAAGCCUUAGGUCAGGGUAAAUGACGGAAGGGGAUCCAUGGCAACCGGAGCCUAUCCCAGCUCACUUCCCUUUGCCACAGCAACAUCACUGCAAAUGUUCUGCCUGUAGCCACCAAUGCAAAAAUACUGUAAACAGAUGUGUACAUAAACUUUAGACUUUAUUUAGGUUCCACUAUUCAAGAGUGCAACGGCUUUAGUUUGCAUUUUAAACAUCUUGCUCACUCACAUGGAUCCUUUGUGUUCAUAAAUUAAUCAUUAACUCUUGCCUCUGGUUACUCACUUGGUACAUAAAUUAUUACAUAGGACUAUUCAAAACACUUCCUGCAUCUGCACUGUAUUCUGGUUUAGAGGUAUAACCGAUAUAUUGGUUUUAACUAUUAAUCGGUGCCGAUAGUUGCUUUUUAGGAUUAUCGGUUAUUGGCAAAAAUUCCCCAUUGUGUUUCGUGCUUGUUUAUACUUAAAAGUCCCACAUUAUGUACCAAAUCUUAAUGUUUUCUAGUUAUUAUUAGGAUUCUGGUUGAACAAAAAACUGAAUCUGGGAUUUUAUUAAUUUUGGACUCUUUUUCUUAUCCCACCAUAAUAAAGAAAGUAUAAGAUUUUUUUUAUUUAUUUUUUUUACAUUCUAUAAAUCAAUUUGAAAAACUGUCGGCUGAUGAAUUGGAUAUCGGCCUUUCCCAUCACCUUAGUUAUCGGUAUCGGCAAAACUACUAUCGGUUAGGGUUGGGAACCGAGAAUCGGUUCCAUUCUUUAAAAAAUACCCGAAUCGUAUGAUCUUUGUGACUUUCGGUUCUGUUAACAGCUCUCCAGCUUGCAGUUUUCCACCGAUAUGGCUGGAACACCGUCCUCAAAUACUCUGACAGUGUUUCCAGCAGCGCAUCGCUGCUCUCGACUGACUCUACAAUCGAACGAGUCUCGAGCCGGCUCUUUUUACAGCGCAAAACAUAUGCGCUUCCGGUACAGUUCAAUUCCUGAAAUAAUUAUUCAAAGGAGCCGGUUCUUUUGAAUCAACAGCGCAAAACAUAUGGUGCUUCCGGUAUAGUCAGAUCCCGAAAGAACCAUUCCAAUGUAUAAUUAAAGAUACACUAGUUUUGUUGUAAUAAGUGGAAUUUUAUAAAAUAAUAAAUGAAUUAAUGAAAUGUACCAUCACAUUUGUUGGUUUAGAUUUCUUUAUUUAAAAUAGAGUAAGGAUCUAUUAUUGGAUUGCAUUUAAGUCUGCAAACACACCUUUUACAAGAACUGUUUUAAAUGUGUUUCUGAUUUGUUAUAUCUGCUCUGAAGAAAUCUUUUUGGUAAAAAUUAUUUGGUAACAGACAGCAGAGGGUAGUAAAUGCAAUAAGAAUUGCAUUUCUCAUUUCUAAAGUACUAAAAGAAUUACUGGAAUUGUUACUGGAAUCGUUAAGAGGAAUCGAUAUUGUAAAAUUCCUUACUAUUCCCAACCCUACUAUCGGUCAACCUCUGUUCUGGUUAUCAUGGUAGUAGGCUGACUGGUUGAAUCAUACAAAACCUGUCAAGAUUAUAUUUGGGUCAUUUUUACCCCAAAAUUAAAAAGAUAGGUACAAGAAAUUACAUUUGGUAUAAAGACAAUAAAAACUGUUUUUGGACCAAUAUUUUACAUUUUGCAUUUUGACUAUUUUCAUGACAGUUAAGCACAUUUUCCCCCUAAAUUACUAUAAUGCUAAGAAUAAUGAGAUAUUAUUUAAAUUGUAAAUAAGCAUUAGUAACAAAUGACUGUAUUGCAGUACUAAAAAUCACCAUCGAGAACAACUGGAAAUAUACAAAAGCACAAUUUCUGGACACAUUACGAUAAUGAGAAUUUGUGGGAAAAUGUAAAAUAAAUGUUGUGAUGCAAAAAAAAAUAUUGAUCCUAGUUUUCUUUAUGCAAUAAAACAAUUGGAAAAAAAUACAAUUUCUUUCGAUCUUUAGGUAAAAUACAACCCGGACAUGUUUCCGACUAUUGAGUAAAGCUUAGUUUACAGUGUGAAUGACAUUUAUUGAAAAGCUUUGACUCAAACAUUGUUUAAACUAAAAGUUUUUUGUUUAACAGUCUCUCCUCAGAGUGUACAAAAAUCUAGCUAACUUUAUAAUUGUGGUUGCUGUACAUGUAGCUUUAAUUAUUUUCUAUGGUUGUAUGUACAUUUGUGAUAUUUUAUUAUGUAGAUUUUGCACAUUUUCUUAAGACGCUGGUUAUCUACACUCAUAAUGGUGUUUUUCUAAAAAUGUUAGACAUUAGAAUGUGUUGCCCGAGGCCAAAGAAAGCAGCACAGAUGUUGGACAUGUUACCAGCUAAAAGUUGCAUUUGCAAAUUUGUUAUUUUGUGUUGUUAAAUGUCUUAAUUUGUUGUUUAAGUGAACAAGUAUAUAAUAUUUUUAAUAUCACUGUUUUUAGCAUUUUUUUGUUUAGUUUUUUAAUGUUGCCAUUUUUAACAUGAUCAUAUUUGAUUUAACGCCAAAUAUAAUGUCUUUCUAACUUCUUCCAGUAAGACGAUAAUGUUUUUUAAAUAAAAUAUGUCUGUGAAAAUGAUAAGCAAGUGUCUUUAGUCCUUGUUCUGUUUAAAAGACCCAUGAAAUGGCUUGACGCAUGCAGUUUUCUGUUAUGUAUUGACACAUUUCCUGUUAAAACAGGAAGCUUGGACAGGACAUAUUGAGGGGAUCUUUGAU
Molecule: messenger RNA, 5096 nt
Organism: Myxocyprinus asiaticus (Chinese sucker)
Lineage: Eukaryota; Metazoa; Chordata; Actinopteri; Cypriniformes; Catostomidae
Product: ectoderm-neural cortex protein 1-like
Exons: 4
Coding region: 547-2316 (589 amino acids)
Molecular function (GO): protein binding
Source: RefSeq, a predicted model, not a curated record